AUGUCGGAACAAGCCGAGCCCGUAGAAGAUACCACUCACAUCGAAGACCCCAAUUUCUACUACGGCUAUGGCGGAACGUUCAAUUUCCUCAACGGGGACGUCUACGAAGGCGACUACGUAGCCCACAUCAGCGGGCUGGUCUGGAGAGAAGGAAAAGGCACGUACAGGACGCGCGACGGAGACAUCUACUCGGGUAAGUGGUACAACGAUCAAAUCGCCGAAGACGAAGACUUCGAGAUCACCUACCAGGACGGCAGCAAAUACACCGGCCGGAUCGUGAAGAGCCACUACGAAGGAUCCGCGGUGUUCAUGGCGCAAGAAGGGUUCCACGUCUUCUGCAACUUCGCCGGCAACAAACCCGAUGGGGAAAUAUGCAUGGUGGACGUCAAAGGACGCGAAUGGAAUGCGCAAGCUCGGGACUCCGACGCCCUGCUCCUGCCGGAGCAUCCGUUCUACAACGACAUCUCGCCGAGGCUCGGGAAGGGCGUGCUCAGGAUACAGAAGGCCACGCAGAGUUUGGUCGACGUGCCGUCGGUGCGCAGCCUCAAGCCCAUGAACCAGGAGACGCUCAACAAGCUCGAGAUAAAAAUCUUCGCCAAGACGAAGAAGACGAUUUCGAAUUUGAAGUUCGAAAAUUCGCGUUGGUACCAAAAUUGGAUGACGUUCAAGCACACUUACGAAACCGUCGAAAGAAGAAUUAAAAACUUUGGGAUCGAGAGUCUGUCUCACAUGGAGAAACAGUGGUUGGCCAAAUACGAGGAAUUCAAGAAGAGAUACUCGGCGAUAAUGGAGGCGAGGCAUUCGCAGAAAUUGAAAACCGAAGCCGAUUGUAAAUUGUACGAGUUGUAUCAGACCGAGGAGUUUCUGCCGCCGGUUACCGUAUUCACGGCGUUCGAGAAAUUCGGCGACGACGAUUACGAAGCCGAGGAAGACGGUAUGAUGUUGCUGACGAAAAACGUAAACUUGAGUCUGCUGCGAUAA
This is a messenger RNA of Phyllotreta striolata, 981 nucleotides long. The record is from the annotation of a GenBank genome assembly. Lineage: Eukaryota; Metazoa; Arthropoda; Insecta; Coleoptera; Chrysomelidae.